UAUGCAUUGCAUAGAUCGGCAGGCUGGGGACAGUCAGGAUAUCACAGUCCGGCUUGUGCUGCCAGUUUGGACCCCCCUACCCCCUACCAGGGACGGACGGUCAGUGUGGAUUUUUUUUUCGGACAGCCCUAGUUGGACUUGUUGACAGCUUGGCACCGUAGACGUGCCUGGCACGCUGCCCAGGGGGAGGCAGGACUGGUACCUUCUGAUUGAUCCCAUCACUACACAAAGUGCCUUGAUCCCUCCGUGCCCUGCACAUUAGCUGGCGCAGCCCGGGGACGCCGCUGUGAAGACCGGAGAUUCUCCGACACGAACGAAACUGGAAUGAGUGAAGGGAAUAUCAUCACAUUGUGAACCUGGAAAGAAACCGGCAAGAUUAUAGAAACGUCUCUUUCUACGUUGUUUUGUUUCACGAGGAUCUAAACGUUCUCCAGACCCGGCUGAGGGAUAGGCUGAGUCUUCUGCUCCCCAAAGCCUACAGAGAUCGAAAGACGUGUUGAGAAUUACCCUGGAAUAUCCCUUCUCGGAAGUAGAGUUACUUCAUGUGUUUCUGGGAUCCAGACUCACGUGGGUGAGGCGGCAGUCGCGGCGAAGGCUGGAAUUAUGACCAGAUGACAUCGUUUUGAAGACUCUGGCAUUGACUUCCUGUUGGAUUUAUUUCGACUGAGAGAACAGUGAUCGGAACCCAUCAUGGUGGCCCUGAGGAACAGGAACUUGAAGCUGUUUGCAGUCGCUUUGACCUUUUUUGCCAUCACCAUCACCUCUGUCUUCUUGAACUUCACCCAGAACUCGGAUAAAUACUUUGGGCUCUCGGGUCCCUUUGUGAGGUUCAUCGCGUCCAUGCGGAGGCCGUGUGGCUGCGAGACGUGCGUUUCUGAGGCCGAAUUGUCUCCCUGGUUCGAUGAGAGGUUUAAUCAGACCCUUUUGCCAUUUAUGACCAAGCAGAACAACUUAAUGUCGGAGGGCACAUACAAGUGGUGGCUGAAACUACAAAGUGAGACGAGGCCCAUGGAGAUCAACAAAGCUGUUGAAGAGUUGUUUAAAGUCAUUCCGGGGGAGACCAGCCUGUUAGAGCGGGGUCAGUCCCGUUGCCGAACUUGCGCCGUGGUGGGGAAUUCGGGGAAUUUGAAGGAAUCGCACUAUGGACCGGAAAUCGACUCCCACAACUUUGUAUUCAGGAUGAAUCACGCCCCCACUGCAAAGUUCGAGAAGGACGUGGGGAAUAAAACCACGCAUCAUUUUGUGUACCCGGAGAGCGUCCGAGACCUAUCUGAAAAUGUCAGCAUGAUCCUGAUCCCCUUCAAGACCCUGGACCUGCAGUGGGUGGUCAGUGCGCUCACUACUGGAACCAUCAACUUCACGUAUGCUCCAGUGCCACGCAGAAUCAAAGUUACCAAAGACAAGAUCAUUGUCUAUAACCCAGAAUUCAUGAAGUAUGUGUACGACCGAUGGUUGAUGAAUCAUGGCCGGUACCCCUCCACAGGACUUCUAAGUGUUAUAUUUGCUCUUCACAUCUGUGAUCAGGUGGACUUGUAUGGAUUUGGAGCAGACAGCAAAGGAAACUGGCACCAUUACUGGGAGAACUAUAAAUAUGCGGGAGCUUUCCGCGAAACCGGGGUCCACGAUGCCGAUAUUGAGGCCGAUAUUAUAAGCAAUUUAACUUCAAUUAAAAAAGUUAACAUCCAUAGGGGAAGAUGACCCCUAAACGGAUGGAAAACUGUGGUUGACAAUUUUACUAUUUAAAUGUGGUGUUCUUCGGAGGCCUAGUGGAUAAUUUAUACAUUGGAUUUUUGAACCACUUACAGGACACAGAACUUCAAGUUAAAAGAGAAGAGCUAUAGUUCCAUGAUCUUAACAUCAACACUAUUGCAGCCACUUGGGCCAAAUGACCACGUGUUUUGGGUCUGAUGGACUUGGAUUUGACUAAUGGAUUUCGAUUCAUAAUGAUGGCAAUGGUUUAGACUGGGGUAACAACCUAUGCUGGACGUCAUUUUAGAUGGUAUUUAUCACAUUGGUAAAGAAGGUGAAAAGUGUCAGAUGUUUCAUAAUUUGUGAAGGGUUUUAUCUAUACGAUAACUCCUGCAUUUUUUUGACCUCUUGUUGUUGGCGCCCAAUUGUUUUUUUAUUAUCGAAAAAGCAAAAAUUAGGUUGUUCAGUACACCCUUGAGAAUAGCUAGCAAGUCUGGAACUGACCCUUUCAUGUUGCUGGAACAGUAGAACAUUAAAGUUUUUACAUAAUUUUUAUCAUUUUACAUAAAAAAGAAAGCUUGACCCCCGUGACACUAGACUGCUGCUCCAGGCAUAUGGGACAAUAGACCAUUAGCUAGAGGACCAGCGAAUAUACAUCACUUUUCAAUGUGUUCCAUCUUCACCCGUUCACUGGGAUAGAAGAUGGCUUACUUACUUGCCUUGAGUCAUGACA
Messenger RNA from Rana temporaria (common frog), 2422 nucleotides. RefSeq names its product ST3 beta-galactoside alpha-2,3-sialyltransferase 1 (gene ST3GAL1). Lineage: Eukaryota; Metazoa; Chordata; Amphibia; Anura; Ranidae. Gene Ontology annotation, molecular function: beta-galactoside (CMP) alpha-2,3-sialyltransferase activity. The record is from RefSeq and is a predicted model, not a curated record. The coding region runs from base 691 to 1698 and encodes 335 amino acids. The transcript is spliced from 8 exons.